This is a messenger RNA of Micropterus dolomieu (smallmouth bass), 2337 nucleotides long. RefSeq names its product CUE domain containing 1b (gene cuedc1b). The record is from RefSeq and is a predicted model, not a curated record. Lineage: Eukaryota; Metazoa; Chordata; Actinopteri; Centrarchiformes; Centrarchidae. Gene Ontology annotation, molecular function: ubiquitin binding. The coding region runs from base 617 to 1813 and encodes 398 amino acids. The transcript is spliced from 12 exons.
CAAACUAUCAGAACGUACACGGACCGGACCACCACCAUACCCGGACCCUUUACUGUGCACAAUUUAUUCAACCAGGAUAACCAGAGUGAAAUGGAGAAAUUGAUGGAAUAGCUGUGAUUUAUAACAAACAGUAGAGGGCAGCAAUACGCCAUUGUAGCGUCUAGUCUGCCUAAUCCAAAGAAGAAGAAGAUGAGCAUUCACGGUGGAUAUUAUGUGUUCAACUGGACCCUCUCGCCUUUCUCAGUGCUGGUGACUGUGUGAUAAAUAUGUUCCCUUGCAGAUUUUUACUCUAAUCGCUACCUGGUGACAGGACCUUAUAUCUUUUGCCACCGCCUGACUAUUCCAGUCUGCCCAUGCUAUAAUACAGUCAGUGAUGCUGGAUGCUGCUAAAUAACAAGCAUUUUGGGGGGUGGGGUUGGUGGGUGGUGGUGGUGGUUGAGGACUCUAACUAAACUCAUCAAAAGACUGCCAUGUUUGUGUUUAGAAUGAGAAACUGAGCCAGGAGGAAGUGGAAAGCAAGUGAGCCUGAAGGGGCUAAAGUGCUUGUGUUGGUGAUAUAAAAGAAAAGCCAUCCUAUCAGUAGGUUGGCAGCACCUGAGGCAGCCAGGCCCUGAGGAUGACUAGCCUGUUCAGGCGCAGCAGCAAUGGAGGCUCCAGAAGUAGUGGAAGUGGUGGUGGGGGCGGUGGCAGUGGGCAGGGGCAGCUCAACAACAGCAGGCCCAACCGGCAGGUUCGACGACUGGAGUUCAACCAGGCCAUGGAGGACUUCAAAACCAUGUUUCCCUCUAUGGACUAUGAGGUGAUUGAGUGUGUGCUGCGCUCCAACAACGGAGCUGUGGAUGCCACCAUUGACCAGCUGCUCCAGAUGAGCAUUGACGGACAGGAUUCAGAUGACAGCUCAGACUCAGAUGACAGCAUCCCACCAGAGAUUCUGGAGCGAACACUGGAGCCUGACAGUUCAGAUGAGGAACCACCUCCAGUCUACUCUCCACCAUCUUAUGAUAUGCACAUUUAUGACAGGAAAUACCCAGAAUCCCCACCAACACCCCUGCCAAGAUUUGAAGCAGAGGCAGGUCACCAGCAAGUCAGAAGUUACCGGAACUGGAACCCUCCUUUGCUUGGAAAUCUCCCAGAUGAUUUUCUGCGGAUCCUGCCACAGCAGUCAGACAGUAUAAAGAUGAGCUCUCAGAGCAGUCUAUCCCAGCCUUCAUCAUCCUCCUCCUCCUCAGUUUCUUCAAUAAGCCAAUGGACAGCCCAGACUGGUUCUCAGUCUGGAGCUGCAGGGACCACUGGAGAUCCAGGUUUGACAACGGGAGUUGUAGAGCAAGACAAGAAACUGAAGCAGUAUCUGGAAGACGAGCGCAUCGCCUUGUUCCUGCAGAAUGAGGAGUUUAUGAGAGAGCUGCAACGCAACCGCGAGUUCCUCAUCGCCUUAGAGAGAGAUCGCUUGAAGUAUGAAUCAAAGAAAUCAAAGUCCAAUCAUUCAUCUAGCACGGAGAAUUCAACAGGAGAACAGUACUCUGCAGCUUCAGUGGAGGCCGUCUCAGAUGACGCACUGUUCAGAGCCAAACUCAAACACAUGGGCAAAUCAACGAGAAAGAAGUUGUUUGAAAUUGCCAGAACGUUCUCAGAAAAGACAAAGAGGAGGAAGUCAAAAAGGAGGAUGCUGCUGAAGCACCAUUCAUUGGGCUCAGCCAACUCUACAGCCAAUCUCCUCGACGAUGUGGAGGGAAACCCCUGUGAGGAAGAUAGCCAGCCUAGAAGAGCAAACACUCAGGAAGAGAAUGAACAACGCAAAGAGCCGAUAUCAUGAUCCUCCGAUGCUGCACCAUAUCAGGGUUACCAUGGCGAUGACUGCAUGACCCAUGGCUGGUGGCCUUGCAGCUCUUACUGUCCCCACCUGCUCACCCCAUCCAAAUCGAAACCAGCCAAUUUCAGGCUCAGCAAUGAGUUUUAGACUGUUCCCAUUACUGGGCUGUGUAUAAAUGCAUUACACUUUGUUUUUGUAUGUAAAGCAAAAUGCAUUAGUCUCACCACUAUUUGUUAAGAGUUAUCCUUUAAUCCAAUGAGAGGAACACUAGCGAUGAUAUUGCCACGUUACUCUUCCAGUCUUGUACAAGUCUUGUAAAGGCCCCCUGGGUCACUAAGGCUGGGUUUUUCAAAUCCCAAGUGUACACAUGCCCCUUUAUAUUAAACAAGGUAGAGUUUUUUUUACCAUGUCUUGUUAACCCAAUUGUUAUAUGUUGCUUUUUUUAAAACAUCAGGACUUAUGUAACUGAAAUUCUUGUGUGUCAGAAUAUUAUGGCCAAUAAAGUUAUUGCUGCCCAAAUGUCAAAA